AUGGAUCAGAAGAGGUCAACUUUGAUGCUAUUGGCUUCAAUAAUUGUUCUCCACUGGAUGACUGUCUUUGCCAAGUCAGAUUCUUCGAACUCAACCCUCAACAUAAUCAAACGACAGCUGCCGCCUGAAACACGGGAAAAAACACAGAAGACCCUAAAUGUCGCAAAAGAUUCUCUCUCUCUUUUCAAAGAUGUCGUGAAUAUGAUGAACUCAGAGAAGUUGACCACUGUGAUGAAGGGUAUUUCCAGGUUUGCUAGUUUGGCUCCUGGUGUUGCAGCUACGGCCUUCUCUGUUGUCAACAUGGUCUUGGCUUUUAUCCCUCAGGACGACCCAGUGUUGAAUGAAGUAAAGAAAGGGUUUAAUGAGGUGAACCGGAAGCUGGACUCUCUCUCCGUCAAAAUCUCCAACCUAGCAACAGAUGUAGAAUGGUUCAACUAUGUGAGCGUCUACUCUAGAGAUGAAGCCACUAUUCUCAAUGCCUGGAAGAGGUUUAAUGACCUUCACCUUCACAGUAAUCUGGUGAAACGUGCAAAAGAUGGACUCACAUUGUCUGAGAAAUUCAUCAGAUACUAUGAAAACUCAGGAGUCGAGUCCAGCGUUUCCAAUUUCUAUCGGUACCUUACAGGAACCAGCAUUUCUCUGCAUGGGAACCUCAUCAAUCUGCUGAAGAAGAAGCUUAAAUGUGACAUUAAUAAGAUGGGCAGAUAUAACUCUUACCUCAGCAGUUUGCUGUGGAAGGGGAUGGUGCUCAACCAGUUCUACUGGAAAAUGGCUGGUGUUAACAUGAAAGGCAAAGAAGAUCAACCUGCACAGCUACUGAAGAAGGUUUCUGAAGCUCAGUUAGCAGAAGUGGAGUUCUGCCUUCAAAACUAUGAGGAUUACUUAAAGAAGGAUGUGGUUGAGAUUGUCAAAGAUCUAAGCCCAGACAACAAAAAGGCCAUUGCUGAUCAGGUGAAGGAAGCUCUGGACAACAAGUACAGCUGGUACUGCUGGGUGGUGUUGGUGAUAGGGAAGGAGAAGAAUCACCUACUUCAUACUGAGUUUACUUUCAACAUCAACGGUCUUCUUGUGGGUGUAGAUUACACUGUGAAGGCAAACAUGAUAAAUGUUAAACAAGUAAAAGACACAGCCAAGGAAUGUUUUGAAUACCAGGAUUGUAAUACUGUGAAAGAACCACAGAGUUGCAGUCGUCGAUGGUAUCCAAGGGAUCAUAGUGAUGAGAUUUUCAUUCCUUUUGAACACUAUGCCAAAGUUACACAGGUUACCUAUGGAGAUCAGUAUGUAGAGGUUCCAACACCUUUUCAACGAUUAAAGUGUAAAUGGUGGUGGUGGAAUGGCUUGGGUUGGUCCAAAUAUGACAGUUGGAUUUCUGUUCAUUACUCGAGAAAUGAAUCUGUCUGCAAAAGCCAUCAAUGUAAGAACAAUGGGACAUGCAGGAGGCUGCUUAGGUCCAACGAGUGGCUGUGUGACUGUCUGGACGGUUACUAUGGAGACACGUGUGAAAAGAAGUUGGACAUGACAGUGACAAAGGAGAUUGGGACUUUCACUAUACCGACACUAGUUGGUAUAGUGGCAGAGGAGCAGACGACGACAAAGCUCUAUAUACUUAUCAUUUGUGUUGUCAUUUGUUUGGUUGCUUUGGUGCUGAUAAUGUUUAGGAAACACUUUCCUUUAUGUUGUCGACAAAACUCCUGUUUGGAGUUAAAGCAGCUGGUGGACAUGUUUCAUAUGGGGGGUCUUUGCACUCUGCAGAGGUAG
Cyprinodon variegatus (sheepshead minnow) is the source of this 1758-nucleotide messenger RNA. RefSeq lists its product as uncharacterized. The transcript is spliced from 3 exons. Lineage: Eukaryota; Metazoa; Chordata; Actinopteri; Cyprinodontiformes; Cyprinodontidae. The record is from RefSeq and is a predicted model, not a curated record. The coding region runs from base 1 to 1758 and encodes 585 amino acids.